AAACUGUGCGAGAAACAGCCUGUGCCACCUGUUGCAGUUUGGUCAUGAACCAGAUUGAACUCACAGCGGUCGGAUUCUGCCGCGUCAUGAGUUGCAAAUGAGAUAUGCCACCACUCGGUUCCCACUUUUUUGUCAUCGCACAUCCGAUACGUUCGAACGACACGUAGCGAACAGGCUUCGAGCAUCUAGGGAAAUGAGUGAUACUUCCGCCCCCAAUGCAAAACUCGUCGUCACUACCCAUAAUCAAUACCAAUCAGAAGUGACUUUGAGGCCUGGGGAUGUGAAGUCUUCCCCGCUCGACCAGUUUCGUGAUUGGUUCCUAGAAGCGCAGAACAAUCCAAGCGUUGCUGAACCCGAGGCUGUUUCGCUAUCCACGGCAACACCGUCAGGGGUGCCUUCAUCCCGCAUGGUCCUCCUCAAACAAGUUGAUGAUAGAGGGUUCAAGAUCUACACGAAUUAUACAUCCAGGAAAUCUCAAGAGCUAAAGGCUAAUCCUCACGCUUCCCUUAACUUUUAUUGGAGGGAACUACAUAGACAAGUCCGUGUGGCGGGGCUUGCGGAAAUGGUAGAUCGGGAAGACAGUGAAGACUAUUUCCGAUCACGCCCGAUAGGCAGUCAGAUUGGUGCAUGGGCCAGUAGGCAAAGCUCUGUCGUCGGCGAGAAUGAGGUGUUGGCACGGUUUUCUCAAUUAGUGAAAAGGUUUGACGUGGAGGAAGGACGGGGAACUGUGCCAAUGCCGGAAUUCUGGGGAGGUUGGAGGAUAGUGCCCGAGGAGGUUGAGUUCUGGGCUGGUAAACCUAGCCGGCUCCAUGAUCGCAUUCGUUACCGUCGAGACCAAGGGGACACUUCUCAUUGGAUUAUCGAGAGACUCGCUCCGUAACUUGUACUCGCACCGUCAGGAUAACACGUUUGUUGUUGGUGUUGGGCCCAAUCAUCUUCCAGACACCAUCGUCUGGUGAUCGGGCGAAAUGCCGUGUCGAUGUAUCGCAACUUGCUGCCUUUGGUAACUCGAAUUAGAAUACUCUUUGGUCUAACAGGGCAAACCGACCCUGUUUUCCGAAAAGAUCGUGGGAUUCUGGCAAUGUUCUUCACGUUCCUUUUCUCGCUAUCUCCGUGCUCUGGCCGAAGGGUACGUUCUGUCGACAGC
This is a messenger RNA of Cantharellus anzutake, 1147 nucleotides long. RefSeq lists its product as uncharacterized. Gene Ontology annotation, molecular function: pyridoxamine phosphate oxidase activity; FMN binding. The coding region runs from base 98 to 880 and encodes 260 amino acids. Gene Ontology annotation, biological process: pyridoxine biosynthetic process. The transcript is spliced from 2 exons. The record is from RefSeq and is a predicted model, not a curated record. Lineage: Eukaryota; Fungi; Basidiomycota; Agaricomycetes; Cantharellales; Hydnaceae.